This is a messenger RNA of Etheostoma spectabile (orangethroat darter), 1654 nucleotides long. Its product is annotated as cholesterol 24-hydroxylase. NCBI's taxonomy places the organism in Eukaryota, Metazoa, Chordata, Actinopteri, Perciformes, Percidae. The record is from RefSeq and is a predicted model, not a curated record. Gene Ontology annotation, molecular function: iron ion binding; cholesterol 24-hydroxylase activity; heme binding. The transcript is spliced from 12 exons. Gene Ontology annotation, biological process: cholesterol catabolic process. Bases 1 to 1089 code for a protein of 362 amino acids.
AUGAGUAAAGGCGACAACAUUCACGACACGUUUCUGGAAUGGUUUGAGAGGUCUAACCGGCCCUUCAACGAGAGGGCAGAGAAACUGAUGACUACUCUUCACGAUGUCGCUGAUAACAUGACAGAGGCCAGCAUGCUCCACCUCAUGAACUCUUUUACCCUUGAUGUUAUUGCUAAGGUUGCAUUUGGAGUGGAUUUAGACCUGCAGAAGGAUACAUCGCUUUUCCCUAACGCCAUUGAGACAUGUCUGAAAGGGAUGGUCUGCAUAGCCAGGGACAUCUUCUUUGAGUACAAGCUGAAGAACCGACCAUUCGUUAAGAAAGUGAGGGAAGCUUGCCGCCUGCUGCGCACAACUGGAGCUAAGUGGAUUAAUGACCGAAAGACUGCCAUGCAAAACGGCGACGACGUCCCCAAGGACAUCCUCACACAGAUCAUCAAAUCAGCUGGCACAGAGGAAAGCAUGACUAAAGAAGACGAAGAGUUGAUGUUGGACAAUUUUGUGACAUUUUUCAUUGCGGGCAAGAAACAACUGCUAAUCAACUGGCUUUCUGCAUCAUGGAACUCGGGACCUCCUUACAUUCUGGAGAAAGUGAAGAAGGAGGUGGAUGACGUUGUUGGGAUGAAACAGGAGAUCAGUUAUGAUGAUCUGGGGCAACUGGUCUACCUCUCAAAGGUGCUGAAAGAGACUCUGAGGAUGUACUCGACAGCUCCAAGCACAUCUCGUGAUCUACCCAAAGACAUUGUCAUUGAUGGCAUCCACGUACCUGGAGGAGUCUCAUGUAUUUUGAGCUCCUAUGCGGCUGGGAGAAUGGAGAAAUUCUUCAAGGACCCGCUGACAUUUGAUCCAGACAGAUUUCACCCAGAUGCUCCCAAGCCGUAUUAUUGCUACUACCCCUUUGCACUCGGUCCACGCUCAUGCCUAGGACAGAGCUUUGCUCAGAUGGAGGCUAAAGUGGUGAUGGCCAAGCUGCUCCAGAGGUUUGACUUCCCCCUUGUGCCGGGACAGACCUUUGAUAUACUGGACACUGGCACACUCAAGCCAAAGAGUGGAGUGGUGUGCUCUGUCAGACACAGGGACCAAAACAAGUAAAUGGUCUAACAGGGCCGUAUAACAUGAGAAGAAACAAAAAGGGUUCAUGUGGUGUGUACGGGUUUUUGGUUUACUUAGACUAGCUUACUGCCUGCAGCGUUGUACUCCUGCCUUAGCCAGAAGCAUCUUAUGCUGCAGAGUUUUAUCACUUUUCUGUAUAUAGAAGAUAUUAUCAGUGCUUGCUUUAAUGAAACAAACAUUAUUUCCAUAUGCAGGUAUGAGGAUCAAUUGCCCCUUGGGAAUUAAUAAAGUUUUCUGCAUCUGUAUUAGUUAUUACUGACCACUAAUAAACAUAUGGGACCACUUUUCCUUCUGUUAUUAGCACUUGAAUUUGCUGUAACUAGCCCUCUGUAUCUCGGUGUAACUGCUCUCCUAUACCCACUAAGCUUCUACACUUGUUUUGUGCCUUUAACACUGAUAUACAAAUGCUGAAUUAAACAAAUGCUGAAUUACAGCAUUUUUUUAGAAUUAAAUUUAUUGGUUUUGUACACAUACAGAGGGUUUUUUUCUGCUGCAGAAAGGACUUUGUUUGUUUUGCACUUCAAUAAAUUAAUGAUUAAUUUAA